This is a messenger RNA of Macrobrachium nipponense, 5409 nucleotides long. RefSeq names its product kelch-like protein 20. Gene Ontology annotation, molecular function: protein binding. NCBI's taxonomy places the organism in Eukaryota, Metazoa, Arthropoda, Malacostraca, Decapoda, Palaemonidae. The transcript is spliced from 13 exons. The record is from RefSeq and is a predicted model, not a curated record. The coding region runs from base 16 to 1965 and encodes 649 amino acids.
CUAGGCUUAACAGUUAUGAAAAUUUCAUAUGUCUUAUACAGCAUGAUGCAAUAUAGUGUUCCUUGUUGGUCUUGCUGUAUGACUGGUGGCUUAUACAAACCAGAACUGAGCAACAGAGAUAAAGUAAGACUUCGAUCAAAUCAUACUGUGUCAGUUCUUCUUGAGUCCAAGGACGGCGAGAGCUACAUGCCGACGCGUAGACUGGAGAAAUGCAUGAAAACCGAAGCUCUAUCAGAUAGCGGAUGGCCAGCUGCCCUAAGCGUUGGGCUCUAUAGUGCUUGGGAGAGGCAGCUAUUCACUGAUCUAGUCAUUAAAACUCAGGAUGAAGUCAUCCAUGCUCACAAAGUUGUUCUUGCUGCUGCUUCACCUUAUUUUAGUGCCAUGCUAAGUGGUGGCUUGAUGGAAGGCUUGACACAGACUCUUGUUUUAGAGGACAUUCCUGGAGAAUUGAUUCGAAUCGUCCUUAUAUACAUCUACACUGGCCAAGCCCCUCUCACAGAAAGCAAUGUGCAGGAGGUGCUUACGUUGUCUGAUUAUUUCCAGAUACAUGCUCUUAGAAAACUGUGUUGCUACUAUCUUGCGAAUAAUCUAACAGCUGAAAACUGUCUCGGUGUGUAUGAGCUGGCUAAACUUCACAACUGCCAUGAUUUGGCUACUAGUUCCUUGUUUGUUGCCACAUCGCAAUGCUCAGAAAUCAUAAGUCAUCCAACAUUUCUCUCGGCUCAUCCAGAAACAGUUAUGAAGUUGUUGGAUCAGUCUUACUUAAGUAUUGACUCAGAAGAUGAACUAUUAAAGGCUGUAAUUGAAUGGGUUUCUGAUAGUCCAAGUUCUCGGGCCGAAUAUUUAUGUAAGAUGUUGACAAAAAUCAAAUUAGAUUUAGUAGCAUCAGACGCCAAGACGAGGUCGUUAGAAACCCUACGUGAAAGGAAACUAUUAACAAAAGAGGUCAAAGAAACAAUUAUUCCUUAUGACACUGUUGAUGCUAAUUCGGAUGAAGAAAGAUUAAGGAAUGAUCAUCUAGAAGAGGUUAUUCUGGUAAUGGCAGGUGAAUCAAAUGGCCGUGUUAUGCGUAAUAUUGAAUGCUUUAAGAUGGGACUUCCUAGUUGGCAGUGUUCACUUCCGUAUGUUGCAUUAAGAGUUGAAAAUCAAAUUGACAGUUCCCUUGUUCUUCCAUGUAUGAAUGAUGCAAGGGCAUAUUGCGCAGUGGCCUCAUAUAAUAAUCUGGUGUAUAUAAUAGGUGGCCAGACAAAUAAUGCAUUUCUUUCCUCAGUGGAGCGGUUUAAUAUAAGGAAAAAUAAAUGGGAUAAGUUAUCUCCACUUCCUCUAGCUAUUCAUGGAACUGCAGCAGCUUUCUUAGAGGGGUGUUUGUAUGUGGUUGGUGGAAAGACUGCGGUACAACAUGAAAAUAGGUCAUGGAUGUAUGACAUGGAGAAAAAUAUGUGGGUGUCACGAGAACCAAUGACCCAACCCAGAGUACAUCAUGGCUUGGCAGCCCUUCAUGGCUCAUUGUAUGCAAUUGGUGGCAUAAGCCCAUUGGGAGCAAAUCAUCAAGUGCAUACCUCUUGUGAAAAAUAUGACCCUGGAUCAGAUAGUUGGAUGCCCAUAGCUUCACUGUCACAAGCCAGAGCAUAUUUGGGUGUAGCAGUAAUUAAUGACUACUUGUAUGCUGUUGGAGGGUAUGAUGGUUCAUAUUGGUUGAAUUCUGUUGAGAGAUAUGACCCUCUCCAAGAUCAAUGGACCUCAGUUUCAUCGAUGAUCAGUCUUCGUAGUAGUUUUGGUAUCACAGUCAGCUCAGGGAGAAUUUAUUGCAUUGGUGGGUUCAGUGGAGAAUCAAAUUUAAAUACAGUAGAAAAAUACAAUCCUAGUACAGAUACAUGGCAUUGUGUCCAGUCCAUGCAACUUCGUCGGUAUGGAGGCGUUGCUGCCACUGUGCUUGUUCCAUUUUUACCCAAACCAAAUCCUUGAAGAUUAUUUGGAGCAGCUGUAUAUACUUGCGUAGGUGCUUCCAUUCUGGCUGCCAUCAUUUAAACUCUAUAGUAUAUAAACAGCAGACAUUAUGAUGGACAGUACUGAAAAUUGUUGCAUGCACUAGUACCUAGUACUUUACGUUGUAGGUCAUCAUUGUCCCUGCUUUUAAUUUUCUACCUCUCCUUGUGUCUGUUUUUGGAAAAGUUUGGAAAAUAUGGUGGAUAGACUUUGAUAUAGAAGGUUAAGGACAUACAAAAAGCUUUUUAUUCACUACCUGUUCUUGAGUACAAUUUUACUUGCAUUUCUUUCUCAUGAAAUCUCUUUUUUUCACUUACUUUCCUCUCGACUGCAUAUUUUAGAAUAUGUUCUUAUUAAACUAAUAUUUUUAGAUACACAGUAUACUAUUCAUUGUAAAAUUGCUUCUUGGUACUACAUUAAUUCAAUAGGUACUAUUUAUAUACAUACAGGUAAUAUUACAACAAUGUUAUUAGUAAUGUUUAUUGAGUCAACAUUUACAAAUUAAAAAAUGGGAUAGCACUGUGAAUAUAUUAAUGAUUUAACACUAAUAUAAAAUUGAUGAGCUAUUGUACAUUCCUGGCAUAACUGAAUAUCGGCAGGAGGUUGUGAUAACUACCGUAUGAUGAUUCUACCUCAAUUUGACAGUGAUAAAGCUAAAAUUUUGUUUUCAACGAAAACUACAACUACAUCUAUGAACUUUAGUGAUGAGUCAGAUAUGUAGAUGAAAUGAUGAAAUGCAUGAACAGAUUUUGAUCUUCAGAUGAAUGAUUAGAUUAGGAAGACACAUACACAUCUUUUAAACAUUUAGUACAAUAAUCUGAGUAGAUUACACAAAGUCCACCAAAACAUAAGGAGGAAAAGUUCACUACAAAAUGCAUUCACUUUUGCCAAGUGAAACCAUGUACAGGGGCAUGGACAUGCACCUAACCAUUACGUCAUUUAUACAUGACGACAGGAAGGCGCUGCAGAGAUUAGGCAAUGAGAUUUUAUGUUAUUUUCUCCUCAGCCAUGGUAAUAAUCUUUACCUAGAGAUAUGACCUGAGAAUAAGGCAUGAGGAAUAAGGAUAUAUACAGUACCAUGAAAACCCCAAUAUGUUGUUGGAAAGAACAGAAUUUGAUUUUGUUAAAAAAAGUCACAAUACUCUUAUCAUUACCAAUCAUGAAGGGGAAUGUAAGGCCCAGAAUUUGAAAUUACAUACAGGGAGUUAGUCUUGGGAUAACUGAUUUAUGUACAUAGCCCUGUUAGGGGGAACCAGGGUCCACCACCCUAUAAAUUGUUGGUGAUGAGGCGGUACCGGCGGAAUUGGUGUCUGUGUACACCGGCAUAUGCAGGGCCAUUCAUUGGCGUCGAACGUCUAGGGGUUGUGCGUCCCUUACUAACCGAGAGAGGUGGAAGGGAUGUAAAGUAGUUUUGAUGGGUUGCAGACCAAGCCCAUGUAGACAUAUAUACAGGCAUUGGUCUUGAAGGGGAUGAAAAUGGUAGUUGCAGCACGGGGCUAUGACCUCCAGGGUCUUGUGAUGGGGGUUUAUUUUUGCGACGAGCAUGAGACUUUGCUUUAACUUUUCGAGGUGUAGUGAGAACCCGACCAUUGCUAACUGGAGGACCACGAGCUGGUGAGGGGGUGGAGGGUGAUGAGCCAGGACUGAGUCCAUUACUGGAGGGGGCAGUAAGGGGAAGAGCGACGCUCGGCGGGGACCCUGGCCCCCCUCACAGUUGGGCCUGAGAGCCACGCCAUGACAUCUGUCCAAAGCUUACUGCACCAUACGUGGUGCCAUAUCCUAUGCUUCCAUAGUAUUCACUUGGAGCACCUCCUGGGCCAGUUGGGGAAUAUCCACCCUGUAAAACAGACAAACAUUUAGUCCAGUGUUAGAAUUCACUUGUGAUCUUAAUAACAUAAACACUUGUGAUCUUAAUAACAUAAACACUUGCGAUCUUAAUAACAUAAACACUUGUGAUCUUGCAUAACAAAGUUACUUACAGCCAUGUAUCUAUUAAGUUCAUCUUGUGUAUCGAAUAUCAUCACAACAAAAGGACUCCCAGGGACAUGUUCGCCAGACCAUUUUACUUCCAUACGAUAAUCUCCUGGUUCUGUUGGAUCAUAUUUACACAAUAUGGUUCUGUCUUUUUGUGACUCCCUCUGCAUCUCGACACGGAAUGCACCUGACAAUGGUUAAAAACAUUAGUUUCACAUUGUUUUUAAAUUUAUCUUGAAACUGCCCAAUGCUUCUUGGCCUUUUAAGUUCAAUCAAAGCUACUUUUGGGGGCAUUAAUGAUUAUUCUUAAAAAUAUGAUAAUAUUAAGUUUAAUUAAGAAACAUUUAAAAUGUUUUGGGCAUUAAAAAAUACUUUUACAAGAGUGAAACAUUAAGUUCCAUAGGUUCAAACAUAAACUCCAAGGUUACAUAGAUAUUCUAAGGAAUGAAGGAAUUAUAGAGGCAGUUAAAAUUGAAUCUCAGGGUUUCAAAGAAUUCUGACUAAAUCACAGCUGAGGACAGUCAGAAAAAUAAGAAAUAAUUUGACAUUUCUAUAACACAAAAUUACUGAAAGGCCAAGAUUCCUCCCCAUACUUGGACUCAGGAGGGAGAGGUAUAGUGCACCUCUUCCUGUUAAGGAUCAGCAAGGGAGCACUCCCACAGCAGGAAGGGCAUUCAAGUUACAGUUCAGUGUCAUCUAAGACACUAAUGUUUUGUAGGUGCAGCUACCAAUCAGACUUGGGCAAUUUCACUGUGCCACAGCAGAGCUUUAAAUCUAAAACUAAGCAUUGUGGAUAAAGGAUUACUGGUUAUACUUAGAGAAAAGUGAGAAAAUCAUUGAUUUUCUCACUUUUCUCUAAGUGAAUUAGAAAGAUAUCAGUCCUUUAAACUUAUGACCAAAUGGUAGAAUGACUUGCAUUGUUAAGCAUGAUGACUUGUUCCCACAUUCUUUUUCAUAGCAAGUUAGCUGAAUUUCCUUGAUCAGUGAUGGCUGCAUUAUUUCGUAGUCCCUGGCAGUGACGAGAAAAUCUCUUUUUAUUCUUCGUCUGCUUAAACUUUUAACUUGACCCAUUUGUUAGUUUUUGAUACUUGAACUAAAAUAAAUCUUUGAAGCAAUUUGUAUUUGCCUGAGUAUACAAUCCAUAGCCUUAUAUAUUGGGAGUGUCCAUCUCUAAGUAUACAAACCAGAGCCUUUUAUAUUGUAUCCAUCAACUCAAGCCAGAGUUGUCACUGAAUUUGGUAACAAGGUAUAUAGUUAAUUAGUGGUUAAGGGUGUGAAUGAAAUACUUCUCACACCUACCUUCUGAUUGUAGCCAUUUUUUAGUUCUACUGAAGGGCAGGGCACUGGGCCAAAGUACUUUGCAUAUGGGAAGGUUUUCGAAUAAUGAAGGGCCACUAGAGAACCAUCAAAGCCUCCAAAUUGGAAUUUAAGGCAGAAAGGAGCUACUUC